Manduca sexta (tobacco hornworm) is the source of this 1574-nucleotide messenger RNA. RefSeq lists its product as uncharacterized. The record is from RefSeq and is a predicted model, not a curated record. Lineage: Eukaryota; Metazoa; Arthropoda; Insecta; Lepidoptera; Sphingidae. The transcript is spliced from 3 exons. The coding region runs from base 19 to 1383 and encodes 454 amino acids.
UUAUCGAAGAUCGGCAAGAUGAAAUCGUCAGGAUUUCUGCUUGCUUUGGCUACGAUAACUGCCGUGACAUCAGCACAAAAUCAAAACUAUGCUCAAGCCAAUGCUGCAGCGUGGUUAGCGAAUGCGGCAGCAAACGGAGCCCAAGUGAUACAUGUUCACCACAAGUCCGGGGCAGGUCGUCCAGCCCAGUCUAAGCCAGCCCAAGACAGACCUGUUCAAGCAGCCGGCACAAGAGCUGAAGCAGUAGCUCAUUCGCGAUACCCAGAAAGCCACCCCAAUACUGGACAGGCUAAUGCACCAGCACAAGCUAUAGCCCACGCUCUAGCCAAACCUCACCAUCAAGGUCAUCAUGGCGCUCCACAACCCUCAACGCCAGCGUCAAGUGCGCAUCAAACACCUGUUGCAGUCACUUCUGCCCCAGCCACCACAGUUGCCAAAACGCCUCCACAACCUCCAAAUGAUAAAGAUUUGCAAAAGUUACCGCAGCCAUCACCACUACCCGACGUCAGUGCUCUGGGGAUACCCAGUCUAUUACCUGAUUUACCACAAGAUAUAGCGAAAGUAAUCCAAGCUGCGUUAACUGACAAUCCAUUGGCUAAAGUUGCGUCAGGCCUAAUCACCGCUUUCAUUACUGAUCAGUCUACAACUGUUCCAGCAAUCAUUGCCGGAGUUCAUAAAGGUCUCACAAAUGCAGCUACCGUGAUCUCCCCUGAUAAUGUAUCCAAAGCAGUCGCUGUUCUAGCUGACAAAUCCCACGAUGUCAUAAAAGCCUUUGUUGCAAAACUCGGAGACCUUAUAGUCAGUCAUGUUGAUAAGAUUGGAGAAUUGAUUAAAAAACUUAGUGAAAUAGGCAAAUUUUCACAUGCAAUUGCGAUCGGAUUGUCAGUCUUGGCUACUCUGUCCUUGAUAUUCCAGAAUGAGGUACUACCAAAAAUUCCUGCUGACUUGAGUCACUUGCCAAUACCUUUGGAAGAUUUGCCACACCUAUUGGAAAAGGGUCCGAUACAUCUUGAAAAACUACCGUUUUUGUUAGACAAGCUUGAACCCUUAAAAAAGUUGCUGGAAAAUUUUGGACAUGGACCGGCUUCGGCUCCUGGCGCUGACAGUGAAGCAAAAGCUUCAAGUGUACCAGGUCAGGGCGCGCAAGAUGCUGCUAAGGCUGAUGCAGCGGCUAAGGCACCAGCCUUAACCACCGGGUCAAGUCCACCCGCACCUGCAGCCGGCGCUGCUCCACCACCUACAGCAGCGACGGAACCAGAAUAUUUGGAUGAGUACUAUGAAGAGGAAGAAGAAGGUGCUGCAGGUGCUUUUGCUACUGCUGAAAGUGCCGCAGCGAGUACUGCAAAUGCUAGCGGUGCUGUAGCAACUGCUAUAGCUGGGUAAAGGACAUUGACUCAUCAACCCAUAUAUAUAGAUUAUAAUAUAACUUAGUUUUACAUUUUUUACUCACAUUGCGGUAAGUUUGAUAAACGAAUGAUUGAAGUUAUAAGUUAAGUUAAUAUUUGGAGUUACUACCUUUUAAGGAAUAUAUAUUAUGCGCUAUCAAUUAUUUGCAAUAAUAAAGUUUAGUAACA